Messenger RNA from Triticum dicoccoides, 1653 nucleotides. Its product is annotated as WUSCHEL-related homeobox 12-like. The transcript is spliced from 3 exons. Gene Ontology annotation, molecular function: DNA-binding transcription factor activity; DNA binding. Gene Ontology annotation, biological process: regulation of developmental process. The record is from RefSeq and is a predicted model, not a curated record. NCBI's taxonomy places the organism in Eukaryota, Viridiplantae, Streptophyta, Magnoliopsida, Poales, Poaceae. Bases 142 to 1653 code for a protein of 503 amino acids.
GGCGCCACGCCAUUAUAAGCAGCAGCCGAGGAUGAGGAGGGGAGAGCCAUAGCCAGAUCCAUAGGGUUCUUCUUCUUCUUCCCCGGCCCACCGUUCCUCUACAGAUCGAAGUAGGUCGCAGCUACCUCGAUCUUCUCACCCAUGGCGUCCUCGAACAAGCACUGGCCGAGCAUGUUCAGGUCCAACCCUGCUGCCUGCGACUUCCACCACCAGCCUGACAUGAGCAACACCCACACCAGGUCCUCCUUGAUCUCCUCAGGGCUUGACCAGGAGACGACAAGGAGCCCAGGGGAGACGAAACCGCGGUGGAACCCCCGGCCGGAGCAGAUCAGGAUCCUGGAGGGGAUCUUCAACUCCGGCGUCGUCAACCCUCCCCGCGACGAGAUCCGCCGCAUCCGCCUCCGCCUGCAGGAGUACGGCCACGUCGCCGACGCCAACGUCUUCUACUGGUUCCAGAACCGCAAGUCCCGCACCAAGAACAAGCUUCGCGCCGCCGCGGCCGCAGCCGCUGCCCAGGGCCAACAGCCUACCGGCGGUCGCGCCGCCGUGAUGCGCGCGUCCCUAGCGGUGAGGAUGCCUGCGCCGGCUCCGGUGACGCCGCCGAGGCGUUUCCUCGCGCCGUCCGGCACGCUCCAGGCGCCGACGUCCUCGUCAUCGUCCUCCUCCGACCGCUCCUCCGGAUCCAGCAGGUCGGUGACCAUGAAAACGACGGCCAUGGCGUCUGCGGCGGCAGCCUCCCUGUCCCAGCCGAUGCUGCCGCUGUCGACCGCUGCCAUCGACCUGUUCGCCCCGGCUCCACCACUGACACCGUCGCCUGGGCUGUCCGCGUGCCAGCUCUACUACCAGCUGCAGAACAAUCCCAUGUCGUCGAUGCCGACGCCGACGCCGGUGCGCGAGCUGGUAACCUCCAUCCCUGAGCAGCCGCCGCUCCACCUGCAGUGGCCGCCGCAGAGCCAGAGCCAGUACCUGCCAGCCACCGAGCUCGGCGGCUUCCUCGGCUCGCAUGCCCACACGCAUCCGACGGCGGUCUCCCCUGGCGCGCUCCUCCUGCCUGGCCUCUGCACCGACUCGGCGUUAGGGCAGCAUGAGAUCGUGGACGACAUGAGCUCCUCCAAGCUGGGUCUCGGCGUCGGCGGCCAGUUCAACUUCAACGUGGCGGCGGAUCCACCCUCCGACGCGGUGAGCGCCGUGAUUAAGGACGACGAGAAGGCAAGGCUGGGGUUUCUGCACCACUACGGCCUCGGCGCCACCGCCGGCGCGGACGUCAGUGCGGCCGUCCUCCCAUGCACUCCGCCUACCGGCAACGCCGCCGCAAGCUCUGCAUUCACCGAUCAGCUGCAAGGGCUCCUGGACGCCGGGCUGCUGGCCGGAGGAGGCGCGCCGACGCCAAUGGCGACGGUAGUGACCGUGGCCGCCGGGCGGCCGGGCGCCCCCGUGCAAUGCUACAGCGUGCCGGCGAUGGUGCGCAUGGACGUGAAGGCGCUGUUCGGCCCGGCGGCCGUGAUGCUCGGGCAGACCGGCGAGGCAAUCCCCGUCGACGGGGCCGGGGUCACCGCCGAGCCCCUCCAGAACGGCGCCUGCUACUACGUCCUGGUACGUGCCACUCAUUCUCUCUGUCUACGUGCCCUCGCCUUCACUAGCCAAAUUAAUUGA